AUGUCAUCUCCUCGUGCUCCGGAAGAAGAGGCUAUACAGCCUGAUGCUGCUUUACAGAGUGUCACUGACGAUGAGGCUUACGAUAAUGAGAGUGAGCGGUCAUCUUUGACAUCUCUGACAUCGUCUAUUCUACAUGGAAAGGUCGAGGGCGGAAGAACCUACGCCGUGUAUGGCAAAGAGGAAUAUGGAUUGCCAAUGGAUGAGGCUGAGCUUGAUCGCAUCGAUAUGUGCCAUGCUAAAUACUGCGCUUUGAUUGGAAAGAACCGAUACUUGGCGCCUCUAGAGAAGCCUCAGAGAAUUCUGGAUCUUGGCUGCGGCACAGGUAUAUGGUCAAUCGAAAUGGCAGAAGAGUUUCCAUCUGCAGAGGUCAUUGGGACGGAUGUUGCACCGACACAACCUGACUGGGUACCACCAAACUGUCACUUUGAGGUCGACGAUAUUGAAAGAGAAUGGACAUGGAAAGAAGAUAGCUUCGACUUUGUUUAUGCCCGAGAUCUUCUACUAGCAAUUCGAGACUGGCCGGCUCUGAUCGACCAGACAUACACACAUCUUCGAGGGGGCGGAUGGGUUGAGUUCCAAGCCAUCGUCGGCGUUCUCGGCUGCGACGACGACUCCAUCCCUGAAGACAGUUAUCUCCGCAAAUUCUCAACAAUGAUGGAGCAGGGCUCUGCGAAAUUUGGUGCCAGUCUGACAGACCCCAUGCGGUGGAAGGGCUGGCUUGAAGAGCGCGGAUACCAGAAUGUCACAGAGCGAGUUUUCAAGCUUCCUUUCAACCCUUGGCCCAAGGAUCCGCGUAUGAAGCUCCUUGGGGCUUGGGAGAUGGAGAAUCUGCUAAGUGGACUUGAAGCCAUGGUGACGAGGAUGUUUCAGAAAGGUCUUGGAUGGACGGAUGCUGAAGUCACUGUCUUCCUUGCAUUUUUGAGAAAGGAAAUUAAGAAUCCAAGGAUGCAUGGGUAUUGGCCUUACUAUGUUGUUUACGCUCAGAAGCCAAAAGAGGAUUGA
Molecule: messenger RNA, 1002 nt
Organism: Fusarium proliferatum ET1
Lineage: Eukaryota; Fungi; Ascomycota; Sordariomycetes; Hypocreales; Nectriaceae
Exons: 9
Coding region: 1-1002 (333 amino acids)
Molecular function (GO): methyltransferase activity
Source: RefSeq, a predicted model, not a curated record